AUGAAGUUCUCCAGCAUCUACACCAUUGCAUCUCUUGCCGCUGUCGGCAUGGCAGCUCCUGCUAUUGUUCGUCGCGAGGACUCGGCUCCUGCUGCAGAGCUGGUUAACAGUGCCGACUCGCUGGAUGGUGCCCUCAACACCUUGGGCGGACAGUCGACCACUGCAGCUGAAGCUGCCGCUCCGGCCAGCGCCAAUGCUGUCUCCCCAUACAUCAUCACCAUAUCCGCCACCAUCAGCAACCUGGAAAGGAGCAACUUCGACAAGCUGACCUCUAUCAACAACGUCAUCAGGGGCGUCUACAAAGUGACUGACGCCAACAAGGUUGCUGGCGCCCAGUCUGCCCUCGGCACCACCUUCGCAAACCUGUACCAGGACGUUCAGUCUGCCUCCAACAUUCUUGCUCGCGUCACCGUUUUUGUGCCCGGGGACCUCCAGCAGUCCGACAUCCAGGCGCUCACAACCUCCAUCUACGCCGCCCAGCGUAUCAUUGCCCGAACCCAGCAGGUGCUGGCCAACGCCAAUCAAUUCCUCUCUCCAAGCAUCUUGAAGAACCUCCAGCCUCAGAUCCAGGCCAUCAAGGGCAGCGUUCAGGGCCUCACCGAUCCCCUGACCUCGUUCGCCAGCAGAAUUGUCGAUGUCCUGCCUAACCUCAACUUGACUACUCUGCUCGCCUCAGCCCAGAACCUUGCUAGGCUUGUCGUUGGUAUCACCCAGGCUGCUGUUACCCUGCCCAACCUCGCCAAUGUCAGCAACAUUGGAAAUGCUCUUUCUCUGUCCCUCAACCUGCUCUUGGGCCCCAAGCCCGUCGCCAUCUAA
This is a messenger RNA of Clonostachys rhizophaga, 816 nucleotides long. The record is from the annotation of a GenBank genome assembly. NCBI's taxonomy places the organism in Eukaryota, Fungi, Ascomycota, Sordariomycetes, Hypocreales, Bionectriaceae.